Messenger RNA from Panthera uncia (snow leopard), 2434 nucleotides. RefSeq names its product netrin G2 (gene NTNG2). The coding region runs from base 692 to 2434 and encodes 580 amino acids. The transcript is spliced from 8 exons. NCBI's taxonomy places the organism in Eukaryota, Metazoa, Chordata, Mammalia, Carnivora, Felidae. The record is from RefSeq and is a predicted model, not a curated record.
AGCAGAGCCACAUAAGCUGCUCCCCAGUUAAAACCUCAGUCACUUUUUCAUGCCGUAGUCCAGCCACACCGUUGGUGUCACUUUAAGCCCAUGUGAAGAGAAAUCUCUUUUAUUGGUCUGAGAUGCCAGUCCGGUCCCACAGAGGGAACAUCUUUCCAGCUAACACGUACACCUCCUGAUUUUUAUUUUAUCUUUACAAUGCAGGCCAGAGGGUUGUUUUGCGGUUGUGCUGAGCCCAUCACACAUUAAGGGUCCUUUAAAGAACCUGGAUUGAUUGGAGGGACAAAAAUUAGAAGCAAUCUGAUCCCGCCUCAUGCCGGAUCCCCGCGGAUUUGCUCCUUAUCCCAUUUCCACCCGCUGUCACAAUUUGAGAGCCUGCCUGAUUUGAUCAGAUUCACCUCCGGGAGAGGUGUAAUGCCAAGGUUAGGAGGACGCCAAGUUAUGGGCAACUUUUUGAUCUGCCCAUCAGCAGUCUGAGAAACGCCGGCUCUGGGUUUUCCGCAUCGGCCUUCGGGAAGAAACAGGUUCCUCGCCCUUUGCGACCCGGCAGUCGGUGCUAGAGUCCCCGGGUCAUCCAGCCACCACUGCCUGGCAGAUGUGGCCCUUCCAUGCUGAGGCCGAGAGUCCCGCCUGACCCAGUCGCUGCCUCUCCAGCACCCGUCCGGGCCACGCCCCUGCGGACUGCUCAGCCAUGCUGCCCCUGCUGGCUCUGUUCCUGCACUGCCUCCCACUGGCCUCUGGGGACUACGACAUCUGCAAAUCCUGGGUGACCACGGAUGAGGGCCCCACCUGGGAGUUCUAUGCCUGCCAGCCCAAGGUGAUGCGGCUAAAGGACUACGUCAAGGUGAAGGUGGAACCCUCAGGCAUCACGUGUGGAGACCCCCCUGAGAGAUUCUGCUCCCACGAGAACCCCUACCUGUGCAGCAACGAGUGCGACGCGUCCAACCCGGACCUGGCCCACCCGCCCCGGCUCAUGUUCGACAGGGAGGACGAGGGCCUGGCCACGUACUGGCAGAGCAUCACGUGGAGCCGCUACCCAAGCCCCCUGGAAGCCAACAUCACCCUCUCGUGGAACAAGAGCGUGGAGCUGACAGACGACGUGGUGGUGACCUUCGAGUACGGCCGGCCCACGGCCAUGGUCCUCGAGAAGUCCCUGGACAACGGGCGCACGUGGCACCCCUACCAGUUCUACGCCGAGGACUGCACGGAGGCCUUCGGCAUGGCCCCCCGCCGGGCGCGCGACCUGCCGGCGUCGGGCGCCCACCGCGUGCUGUGCACCGAGGAGUACUCGCGCUGGGCGGGCUCCAAGAAGGAGAAGCACGUGCGCUUCGAGGUGCGGGACCGCCUGGCCAUCUUCGCCGGCCCCGACCUGCGCAACAUGGGCAACCUCUACACGCGCCUGGAGAGCGCCAAGGGCCUCAAGGACUUCUUCACCCUCACGGACCUGCGCAUGAGGCUGCUGCGCCCGGCGCUGGGGGGCACCUACGUGCAGCGGGAGAACCUCUACAAGUACUUCUAUGCUAUCUCCAACAUCGAGGUCAUUGGCAGGUGCAAGUGCAACCUGCACGCCAGCCUGUGCUCCGUGCGCGAGGGCAGCCUGCAGUGUGAGUGUGAACACAACACCACGGGCCCCGACUGCGGCAAGUGCAAGAGGAACUUCCGCACGCGGUCCUGGCGCGCCGGCUCCUACCUGCCGCUGCCCCACGGCUCUCCCAACGCGUCGCCGUCCCGCGGCCCACCCGGAGCCGGAGCCGAGGAGGGGCGCAGGUGCGGGCAGGCCCCCUCCGCGGGCUGGGGGAGCAGGGAGCGGCCCGAGAGCGCCGCCCUGCCGGUGGCGACUUGCAGCGCACCUGGGCGGCUGGCGGGCACCUGGCACUGCGGGCGCCGCGGGAGCCCCCAGCGCAGCGCCCAGGCUGGAAUCCGCAAGGUGGGCUGGAGCCCGUGUCGGUCGGCCCGCGGCUCCGGAGAUGGGGGCAUCCCUCAGGAGAAGCUGGGGCCCUCGGUCGUGGAGCCAACAGCCAACCUGGCUCAGGCACUGGAGAAGCGCCACGAGGACCCGGGAAGGAGGACCCACGCCAGCCAGCCAGCGGAGCCUACGGAGUUCUUCGACCCUUUAAAUCGUCACCACCAAGACAAGUGUUCUGCCCACCAACGGGGGACGGAGCACGUGCCCCAGGGCCAGGAGUGUUUGCCCAACACCAGCAGCCAUCUGGACCCCGCUGGGCGGGACGUGGGUCACAGAAGAGUAGCUAACGGGCUGCCUAGCAGUCGCUACAAACCACUGGUUCUGACGAGUGUCACCCGCUACCGUGCACCCUCACGUCUGACCCUGCGGUCAGACAGGCCUCCCGUGUCCAGACAAACGUCCGCUCGCCGCGGCACUCCCCUCCACAACAGCACCAUCCCCUCCGAUCAGAUGAUCCUGCCGCACUGA